AGUAAUGGAGGUGGAGGAUUUUUCUUGAAUAUGAAAACAGUGAAAUGCGUGUUGCUGCAGACACUGGACAGAGUUUGGAAUGCAUAUCAAUCGAAAGAUCAUCUUCUGGGAAGCUUCGGUUGGAGUGCUCGGAAGGCGUUUCACAAUUAGGCACUGCAGAGGCAGAUUUGGGGAAGCUAAAUGCAAAGUUUCAGAUGCUGCAGAAGGUUAAACAGGAAGAGAAACUUCGCUUGUCGUCUCGAUCACCCAUUCGUUCUCAUGUACAAAUAGAUAGCCAGUGUUCUGCUGAUAAAUUUCCUGUCAUAAUUGAGAAAGACCAAGAAGCACCUUCUAUAGCAUCGAGUUUAAAUUAUUGUCAUAGUAACCAAUCUGGGAGUAUUGAUCAGUGUUCCAGACCUUCAGAAGGAGUAAUAGAAGUGGAUCAUCUGCUUCUGCCGUCUAUUCCCCUUUAAAGCCUGAUUUUUCCAUGACAGACGGAGAAAUAUGU
Molecule: messenger RNA, 487 nt
Organism: Lathyrus oleraceus (garden pea)
Lineage: Eukaryota; Viridiplantae; Streptophyta; Magnoliopsida; Fabales; Fabaceae
Exons: 2
Coding region: 45-452 (135 amino acids)
Source: RefSeq, a predicted model, not a curated record